ACCGAGUUGAAAAAGGAACAGAGCUAGUCCAAGGUGACCCUCUGGCUCUCCAAGACGUCUCCCUCUCCCAGGUGUUCCACCGCCUGACUUAGAGCAGGCCAUGCUGACUGCAGUGCUGUUGAGCUCUGUGGCUCUGUUGCUUGCACCACCCACCAUGGAGGGGGCACAGAUGGGCGUGGCCCCCUUGGAGGGCAUCAGAAGACCUGACCAGGCCCUGUUCCCAGAGUUCUCAGACCUAGAUCUGCAGCCCCAGAUGAAGAGGACUGGCGCAGAUCAGGCAGAAGAGACCCUGCUGCAGGAGGCCCAGGCCUUGGCAGAGGCGCUAGACCCGCAAGGCCGCGAGCCGCGCUCUCCGCGUCGCUGUGUGAGGCUGCACGAGUCCUGUCUGGGUCAACAGGUGCAGUGCUGUGACCCGUGCGCCACGUGCUACUGCCGUUUCUUCAACGCCUUCUGUUACUGCCGCAAGCUGGGUACUGGCACGCACCCCUGCAGCCGCAACUAGCGGGCCGACGAUGGGGUGGGGGCAGGGGCU
This is a messenger RNA of Choloepus didactylus (southern two-toed sloth), 532 nucleotides long. It is a transcript of the gene AGRP, whose product is annotated as agouti related neuropeptide. Lineage: Eukaryota; Metazoa; Chordata; Mammalia; Pilosa; Megalonychidae. The transcript has 5 exons. Gene Ontology annotation, biological process: adult feeding behavior; hormone-mediated signaling pathway; neuropeptide signaling pathway. Bases 101 to 502 code for a protein of 133 amino acids. The record is from RefSeq and is a predicted model, not a curated record. Gene Ontology annotation, cellular component: extracellular region. Gene Ontology annotation, molecular function: neuropeptide hormone activity; type 1 melanocortin receptor binding.